AUGAGUCCGAAGCUGAACAGGAAGAUGAGUCCGAAGCUGAUCAGGAAGAUGAACCCAAUACUGAUCAGUACUUGUUGUGCAUGCCCUUGUGAGCCUCGGCCAAGCAGGAAUCGACACAGAGAACUUCAUCAGGAACAACACGUACCUGAUUCGUCUCAAAUUGGACCAACAGUUGAAGAUCAAACAACUGAACCACCCGUGGUUGCUGCACAACAUGUUACACGGGGUCUGAGACGGAAACUUACAACGGAGGCGCCCAUUGCUGUGCCAACUACAAAGGCACCUUCUAAACUGAAACUGACAAGGAAGCCCAAGCCGACCAAUUGGAAACCUCCGAAGCCCACAAAAGCUCCGAAGGCCACGAAGUCUCCGAAGCCUACAAAAUCUCCGAAGGCCACUAAACCUCCGAAGACUACGAAGGCUCCGAAGGCCACUAAAGCUCCGAAGUCCCCAAAGUCCCCGAAGUCCCCAAAAACAAAAAAAAACCAACAAGAAAGUUUUGGAUUAUUGGCUCUUGAUCCAAUUGUCGAGCACAUCUUCGGAAUGAGCCACCAAGACAAUAAAAUAGCCAUAGCUGUGCCCCAAUUGGCAACAGUAAUCGGAGCUAACAGGAGACAAAUGGCGCCGGCAAAGAGACCCCAUUUACCCCAGAACUAA
Messenger RNA from Caenorhabditis remanei, 657 nucleotides. RefSeq lists its product as uncharacterized. The transcript is spliced from 3 exons. Lineage: Eukaryota; Metazoa; Nematoda; Chromadorea; Rhabditida; Rhabditidae. Bases 1 to 657 code for a protein of 218 amino acids. The record is from RefSeq and is a predicted model, not a curated record.